Cornus florida is the source of this 2163-nucleotide messenger RNA. Its product is annotated as calcium-dependent protein kinase 26-like. Gene Ontology annotation, molecular function: calcium-dependent protein serine/threonine kinase activity; calcium/calmodulin-dependent protein kinase activity; ATP binding. NCBI's taxonomy places the organism in Eukaryota, Viridiplantae, Streptophyta, Magnoliopsida, Cornales, Cornaceae. Gene Ontology annotation, biological process: protein autophosphorylation; intracellular signal transduction; peptidyl-serine phosphorylation. Gene Ontology annotation, cellular component: cytoplasm; nucleus. The transcript is spliced from 6 exons. The coding region runs from base 307 to 1890 and encodes 527 amino acids. The record is from RefSeq and is a predicted model, not a curated record.
AUCUACUAUUUAUAUACAUAGAAAUACAAGUGGGGUUGGUUCUAGCAAACCCAUAGGGGAGACCAGGAGAGCCCACAGAGGGUCUCUCAUGGGGGACUGAAUCACAGCUCUGGCUCUCUCCGAUCGCCUUUACUUUCUCUCUCCAGGUGAUUCAACAGUGAAAUUUCAGCUCACAGUUUGGUCUUUGGAUGCUUUCAAGGUCUAAAUUUUGAAGCAACAGUCCACAUACGCCGUAUACUUCAGGCAAAAACGUUAGCCGAGAUCUUGUUUGGUAACUUCAGAUUGUUUUGGGUUUCAAAAUUUCGUAUGGCUGUUGCCAAGAGCAACAGCAGCAGAGAAUCAUCAUCUUUCCAACUGUGCAAUUGCUACAAAGUUGCCAGCUUGGCUGAAACUAUUUUAGACUCAUACCAGAUCUCGAAUUUAAAAGAUCGAUAUUUUCUUGGAGAGCAGUUGGGCUGGGGGCAGUUUGGUGUUAUCAGGGCCUGCUCUGAUAAGUUGACUGGAGAGGUGUUGGCGUGCAAAUCGAUUGCCAAAGAUAGAUUGGUCACACCAGACGAUGUGCGGAGCAUCAAGCUUGAAAUUGAAAUAAUGACUAGGUUAUCUGGCCACCCUAAUGUUGUAGAUCUUAAAGCAGUAUAUGAGGAUGAAGAUUCUGUCCAUUUGGUGAUGGAGCUAUGUGCUGGAGGGGAGCUCUUCCAUCUGUUAGAGAAGCAUGGGAGGUUCUCUGAGGCUGAGGCCAGGGUUCUAUUUAGGCACUUGAUGCUAGUGCUGGUGUAUUGUCAUGACAAGGGUGUUGUUCACCGAGAUCUGAAGCCAGAGAACAUCCUCUUAGCCACAAAAACCUCGUCCUCACCAAUUAAGUUGGCUGAUUUUGGUCUUGCAACCUACAUAAAACCAGGGCAGAGCUUGCAUGGGACUGUCGGUAGCCCUUUUUAUAUAGCUCCUGAGGUACUGGCUGGAGGCUAUAACCAGGCUGCUGAUGUUUGGAGUGCAGGGGUUAUUCUGUACAUUCUUCUCAGUGGGAUGCCACCAUUUUGGGGGAAGACAAAGUCUCGAAUAUUUGAUUCAGUGAGGGCUGCUGAUCUUCGGUUUCCAUCAGAUCCAUGGGAUCGCAUAUCUGAAUCUGCAAAGGAACUGAUUAGGGCAAUGCUUUGUAAAGACCCUUCUCAGAGGAUCACAGCUCAGCAGGUUCUAGAUCACUCCUGGAUGAUGGACCUUGCACCUGUUUCUAAGGAACCAUACAAGUUUGAACAGGAAAGCUAUGGUGAAUUGGGUUUCGGUGGAGGUUCUUUCUCUAGCUGUUUCUGCACCUCAUUUAUGGCCAGAGAUCAGGACAUCAGUUUCGGCACUGGAUCACCUAUUAUUUGUGAUGCACAACCAACUUCAAACACACGCGGAUCUUCAUUGUCCUCUUUUCUGGUGGAACCAUCAACACCUUGCCUUGAAUCUGGUGGGUUUUCUUUCCGUAGCUGUGGCGGUUCAAACACCCUAGAAUUCUCAACACCUGUCUCUUCAAUGCCAAGCUUCGCUUUCUUCAGCCCAGGCUCCCUGUCUGAGCAAGGAAAUCAUCAGUUGGAUUUUUCAGCCAACAAAUCCGGAGUAGACUCAGUUCACAGAGAAACAAGCUUGCAGAAGAUGUUCUUGUUGCCAGAUACUUCUCUUUGCUUUGGGCAUGAGGCUAGAGAAAUGGAGCACAAGGCAGUUGAAGUUAAAAGGCUCGGAGGAACUAGUGGGUAUAGAAUAUCAGGCAUCCAUAGCAAGAGGAAUCGCACGAUAGGCCUUGGUGAGUUCGAGCAGCUUGAUAUCAUGGUCACUGAAUCAGUUAUUCGAUGGGCAUCUUGCACUCACCUUCCUACUGCAACUUCACUGCGAUCUUCUCUUGUUUGCUGAAAGUGUCGACGAGCUGAGUAAAUCUCGGGUGAGCCAUAGGUAUCUGACGAGGGAUCAAAGUGCAUCAAUUGAUAUGCCCACUUGAACUUUCUGAUCUAAUGUAAUUUAUUGGUAGUUUUCUUGUAUUGAGCUCAAGUCAUUGUAACAUAGUGCUUAUUUGCCACUUGCCAGUGUUAGUUUAGGUUCACCAAUGUGGUAUUAUGAGUGUUGUAUUCCUGGAGUUUGUUUUAGCUGUUUACAAUGUGGUAUAGAAAGGGUUCCAAGUGAUGGCUA